Molecule: messenger RNA, 4197 nt
Organism: Folsomia candida
Lineage: Eukaryota; Metazoa; Arthropoda; Collembola; Entomobryomorpha; Isotomidae
Gene: dco
Product: casein kinase I
Exons: 17
Coding region: 749-2197 (482 amino acids)
Biological process (GO): peptidyl-serine phosphorylation; endocytosis; signal transduction
Cellular component (GO): cytoplasm; nucleus
Molecular function (GO): protein serine/threonine kinase activity; ATP binding
Source: RefSeq, a predicted model, not a curated record
CUACCAAAACCAACCAACAUAACAAUUCAACAACUUCUUUCCACAUCUCAUCAUCAUCAUCUCUCUCUCCAAUUUCUCUUUGUGAGCCACCAGCCAACAAAUUCUGAAUUCCUCCAAGACAAGAACGAAACUACAACAAAUCCCUCAAGGGCUCAAGCACUUCUUCCAGCAGCAGCAGCAGCGAACCAGGCUUCAAAAGGGGUUGGAGCAAGUGAUCUUCAAAAUUUCCAAAUUACAAACUAGAGAUUAAAAUUGAAGCUGCACUGACUGAUUAGCUGGACAAGGACAAUUAAAGUUACAUCACAUCCGUGGUUCGGAAUCAGUUUAUCAAAUUCGUCCUUCAUCCUGCUGGGAUCACAAUUAAUUCUCAGAAAAUGACUUUUACUCGUUGCAUCAUGUUUUUACCUAACUAUUCAUUCAGCACUUCAUAAAAAUAAAAUCCGUGCUAUUUUCCCCGUCCCGUACGUCUUACAGUGAAAUUAAAGUUUAUUAAAGUGUGCAACAUCAAAAUGUGGUUAUAAGUGACUGAUAUCGGUUGUUAAUCAAAUCAGUGUGAAGUGAGUGGAAGAUUGAGGGCGGUGGGGAACGUGGGUGGUUCGGCGUUGAAGAAUUUCUGAUUAAGAUUUAAAGACCAUCAAACCAAUACGCCAGCUCAACCCUCUAAACAGCUUAUCUUCCUUCAGUAAUCUUGUGAUAUAUCUUUACGGUUCUCGGGAAGAAUCUUGUUCGGAUAAAGCAGACUGCGACAAUGGAGUUGAGAGUUCGGAACAAGUAUCGACUGGGGAGGAAGAUUGGGAGCGGAUCCUUUGGGGACAUUUACCUGGGAACAAAUAUCACGACGGGAGAGGAGGUGGCUAUUAAAUUGGAAUGCAUCAAAACUAAGCAUCCCCAACUGCAUAUUGAAUCCCGAUUUUACAAACUAAUGCAGGGAGGAGUUGGAAUACCGUUGAUAAAGUGGUGCGGUACCGAGGGCGAUUACAAUGUGAUGGUAAUGGAGCUAUUGGGACCUUCCUUAGAAGAUCUUUUUACCUUUUGUAAUAGAAGAUUUUCACUUAAAACCGUUCUUCUCUUAGCCGACCAAUUGAUAAGUCGGAUAGAGUCAAUUCAUAUGCGAAGUUUCAUACACAGGGACGUCAAGCCAGAUAAUUUUUUAAUGGGAUUGGGGAAGAAAGGAAACCUAGUGUAUAUUAUCGACUUUGGACUUGCCAAAAAAUAUAGGGACCAUCGAACCCAUCAGCAUAUUCCGUACAGGGAAAACAAAAAUUUAACUGGAACGGCGAGAUACGCUUCAAUUAACACUCAUCUUGGGAAAGAACAAAGCAGACGAGAUGACCUAGAGUCCUUGGGCUACGUGCUGAUGUAUUUUAAUCGUGGAUCUCUUCCCUGGCAAGGAUUAAAAGCAGCCACAAAGCGACAAAAAUAUGAAAGAAUCAGUGAAAAGAAAAUGUCCACCCCUGUUGAAGAGCUUUGUAAAGGCUAUCCAACAGAGUUUACAACAUAUUUAAAUUACUGUCGAGCAUUACGCUUUGAGGAAAAACCAGAUUAUGGCUACCUCAGACAACUUUUCCGUAAUUUAUUCCAUCGACAAGGUUUCACAUAUGAUUACGUAUUUGAUUGGAACAUGCUCAAAUUCGGAGGAUCUCGAGGAGAAGGUGAAGAUCAACGGGAACGAAGGCAUAGUGCUCGUGGCGGGGCGCCUGGUGCUGGAGCUGCUGCUGGUCCCUCCUUGCAAUUUUUGUUAAACCAACCCAUGGUGACACUUGACCAAAGUGGCCAAGGUGGUCCAAUCACAGUUCCCAACCCUUCUCAAAGAGCCAAUGCCCCCGAGAGAAUGAACGCUCUCAAACAACACCGUUCUGGGGACCAUACCAUCACUCCUUCCGGUAGUGGAAGUAAUCUCGUCGUUGCAUCCUCAUCAAUGCAACCUCCGUCCAACUCGCAACAAACAAACGCUGCAACUAAUAAUUCCACAGCAUCACCAAGAGGAAGUCGACAAGGCGGUGGUGGUGGUGGCGGCGGCGGGGGCGAAAUGGAUCAAGCUAAUCAACAAGGACGUCGUGGAAGUUUGCGCCUUCAAAGUCGUCAGGUUUUGGGACAAAAUGGGGGACCUCAAGUAAACGGCAUCAAUAACCCUGCAACAAUGGACUUGAGUCGACCACCUCCAGUCGCUAGUGCUCGAUCGUCUGGACUUGUAUAAAUCUUUUCUAAUUAUAUUAAAUAUAUAACGACUCCCUCGCACUUUCUUAAACUGAGUGAAACCUAGAAAUUAAUUAAUAUGUGCAGCCGUAAAAUAUAUACCGACCUGCUACUACAAAUUACUUUAUGUACGUAUUGUGUAAAGCGCAGUACCUAUAACAUUGUUAUUAUCCACUAGUAAGUGACAGUAGACUUCCUGAUAGGUUUCAUGUAGGUCCAGGUAUAUAUAGUUCGUACUCGUAUCAUCAUUUGUUUAAGUAUUUAGAAUAUUAUUAUGAUAUAUUCCGAUAGUCAAAUAUCGUUAAAAUUAAUGGGUAAUACUAGUACUAGGAGGAGGGUAAAUAAUUUUUUGAAAUCUCUAUUAUGACCGACGGUGAAAUCCAUCUCACAUUUUUGCAAUUUAAAAAUACCAAAACUACCCCGUGUCAAGUAAUUCAUCAAACUACAUUUUGUAAUAAGUAAGUUGGGUAUUUCUGCCAAAUGCCAAAAAUGUUCAAAUUUUUCUGAAUACCUUCCAAGCGGGCAUUAAUAUUAAUUAAUAUUAUUGGGCGUUUUGUCGGGUGUGGUAGGAAGGACUGAGGAAAGCAAGUUGAGUUAUGACGAGAUAAUGGUAUCAAACAUUCGUUUUCGUUAUUAGAAGAAUAAGACGAAACUUGGAAAUAGUCCGGAAUCAGAUGUACCUACUGUUUCUGGUAUAUGGUGAUAAAGACUUUGUUUGUGAGGCCAAACUUGCUUGAAACACACUGCACUGAUAAUGAAUCACAUAGGAAAAGGUUAACUGAUAUGAAGCACUGCUUAAUGUGACAAGGAUGAUGAGUUUAAAUCAGAUUGAUUGCAUUCAAAUAUGUACUACCACUCGGUUUCGUUUAUCAGAUUCUUGGUUGAAUUAGAUUUUUUAAGGUAAUCUGAUUGAAUGUUGAUGAAAGUUAACUGUAACUAAAGAGUUUGACCACUCCACAACAGUUUGCGCAGAAAUGUAAUAAGUAAUGUUUUAGUCGUGUGUGUACUGAAUCACACUUGUAACUGACUGAGCCAGCUUUCCUUGAAUACUAAAUAAAAUUGGACAACGAUUAGUGUCGCGUUGCGUUUUUUCUGUGGUAUAAAGUAAUCAUCAUCUUAACUUGUACGUUUAGUUACUUGGAGUCGAUUGUCAAUUUCUAAAUUGUGAUUUUGCGGAGAAAUUUCUUGCCUAUUAUCAUUCAUGGCUUAAAAAACUCAAUUGUCCAAUGCCUAUUACUCUGUAAACCAAAUAGUUGACUUAAUUUGUCGAUGUCAUGCAAAUCUUGACCUAAAGGAGAUUUCGACCAAUACAAACAAAUUAUCAGGAAUUAUUUCUCCCAUUAUUAAGUAGAUUUAAUAAAUCCUAUUGUGGUACUGGCUCCUUAAACGUCUAACUCUCUUCCCCACAUAUGAAAAUGUUAUUAUCCACUCAUCCAAUUAUUGUAAAUCAUCGCAUUUUUGUUGACUAUCUCCCAUUCAAUCACUAGGAUAAUUUAAUAAUAAGUUAAAUUGUAUUAGUCAGUUGCAUUUUUAUCUUUGUGUUAGUUUUCUAUGUAAUGAUUUUGUCGAGUUGUGUUAAUAUUCAAGUUAUUCUAGUAAGAUUUAGGUUAAUUGAUUAAUCGUCUGCAGUGCCAGACUUAUUAUUAUGACGUAAUCAACAAUAUUUAGUGGACGGAUAAUAUGUGGACAAUGAACAAAGGUUGUGUGAAUAACUUGAAUAAUAAGAAAGUGUAAUUAUUUCAACACCCUGGUGUUAUCAUCAUCUUAUAUGCUGUGGGCCUUACUUGAUUCGAUUUAGCUUCUUUAAUGAUCGACUGGAUUUGUCUAAUUAUUUUACUUUCGUGUCCUAUAUCAAAGUAUUUGAUGAUGAUGACAACACACGUCACAUUACAUGUUCAAAAUUUCAAAUUAUCCAUGCUCUUGGUUUACUUUGAUGAUUUCUCUUUAGAACGACUUGAAUGUUUCGCAUAAAGGAAAUAAACUAUGAAGAUAACUGACUGA